GAGUGUUACAACUGUUGCAAGUAACACAAGUGCGUGUGUAACAAACGCUCUCGAUCGCUCGAGGAAUUUUAUACCUAUUUUAGAUCGUUCGAUGUGCGGAUUGGUAAACAAAAAAAUGAAUAUGCAAGAAGUAGUGGAGGAGCUGACGCAGGUUUGCAUUCAGAUGCGCUUCCACCUGGAUGAUUUGGAACAGAGGGAAAAAGAAAUAUUAAUCCUAAAACACAUCAGACGCUUUGAAAACAGCGGAGCAACUCAUGAUUUCCCAAAAGGCUUGGAAUGGUUUAACGUGACCGAAGGAUUGUCGCUAGGGCAGCAUCUAAAAGGAAAAAUCGUGCUUUUGGACUUCUUUACAUAUUGCUGCAUCAAUUGCAUGCAUGUUUUGGCCGAGCUGGAAGAAGUCGAGAAGAAAAUCUCUGUGGAGGAUGGUCUCGUGGUAAUCGGAGUGCAUAGCGCAAAAUUUACAAAUGAGCGCAGUUCGAAGAAUGUCUUAUCUGCUGUACAGAGAUAUAAUAUCACACAUCCUGUGGUAAAUGAUGUAACGUUAAGAAUGUGGCAUGAUAUGGGAAUAACGUGUUGGCCUAGCCUGAUUAUGUUAGGACCUAAUGGUCAACCACUGGCUGUUUUUGUGGGUGAAAAUCACAAAGAUGAAAUACUAUUAUACACAAAAAUAGCAAUAGCUUAUUUUAAAUCGUUAAAACAAAUGUCAAAUCAUGGUCUUCCACUAAAGCCAGCGCAUCAUCUUUUACCAUCUUCUAAAGAUGGUUUGCUAUUUCCUGGCAAACUAACGGUUCUUCAGUUAGAACAAGAAACGAAGCUAGUCAUAUCUGAUAGUGGUAACAAUAGGAUUGUAAUUACAAAUGAGCACGGGAGAGUGGAACACGUUAUAGGAGGAUGCAAUCAGGGUUUUAAAGAUGGCGAUUUUAAAAACGCUAGAUUCAAUUCACCUCAAGGAGUCUGUGUGCUAAAUAAUAUAAUCUAUGUUGCGGACAAUAAUAAUCAUGCUAUUAGAAAAAUAGAUCUGGCAAAAAGAAUCGUAUCCACCAUAGCUGGUACUGGUUCACAAGGUUGCGAUCGAAAGGGUGGAAAACACGGCACUGAUCAAGCUUUAUCGUCCCCUUGGGAUGUGGCAAUUUAUCAUCACGAGUAUAAAGGCACCAUGGUGCCAGUGUUGUUAAUCGCCAUAGCAGGUACCCAUCAGAUCUGGGCACUGUUUUUAGAAGAUACCAUUUGGUGGAAGGAAAAAAAAUACACGGCGGGCACUUGCGCUGCUAUCGUUGGAAGUGGACGAGAGGAAAAUCGCAACAACAGUUAUCCUCAUGCCGCGGGAUUAGCACAACCCUCUGGCAUUGCGAUCGUUCAGGAAUGUAAAGUUGCGUUUUUGGCGGACAGCGAAAGUAGUGCUAUCAGACGGCUGCAUUUAGAUAGCGGACAAGUAUCCGCUGUUUGUGGAGGAGAUAAAAAUCCAGCGAAUUUACAUUCGUUUGGAGAUGUAGACGGAAAAGGACAUUUGGCUAAACUUCAACAUCCAUUAGGCGUAACAUGGAAUCAUUUGGAUAAACGAAUUUAUGUGACCGAUACUUACAAUCAUAAAAUUAAAAGCAUAGAUCUUACGACGGAAUAUUGCAAAACAUUAUUUGGCGACAAAAAACCCGAUCAUACAUUUACCUUCAAUGAACCGAGUGGCCUUGCUGUUAGUCCAGACGGUAACAUUCUUUACAUAGCAGAUACCAACAAUCACGCUCUUAAAAUUAUUGAUCUAAAAAAUGAGAAGAUUUCAACUAUGGCUAUCGUAUCCAGACGUGACUCGAAUAGAAAUACUGACAAUGUAUUCACUUUUGAUACGACAGUAAAUGUACGCGGUGGAGAACUAAAUAUUUCAUUUAAUAUCAUAUUUACGAACGAUUUGAAAUUAAAUGCAGACGCACCGCAAGAAUGGCAGGUGUUUUUACCUGUAAAUACGUGGACGGCGAAAUCAUUGACGGGUAGACUUUCAACUCCUAUAUCGGUGAAACUUCCUGAAGAAGAAACGCGCAAUCAAUUACCCGUCACAUUAAACAUAAUGGCUUGCACAGUGGACACGUGUGUACCAUUAAAGCUGUCGGUAUUGUUCAACGUACAACGUAAAACAGAUGCGCCAACAGUUGUGACUGAAGAAAAAGAACUCGUUAUCGGUUAGGAAAUGCAUUUUAUGCUUUCAUAUGUCGAAAAGUGUAAACACGUUGUGUAAUGAAUAUUUUUAAGAUAUUACAUUUUGGAAAUAUGUAUUUAAAAUAAGUAUGUUUGC
Messenger RNA from Acromyrmex echinatior (Panamanian leafcutter ant), 2284 nucleotides. RefSeq names its product NHL repeat-containing protein 2. Gene Ontology annotation, molecular function: protein binding. NCBI's taxonomy places the organism in Eukaryota, Metazoa, Arthropoda, Insecta, Hymenoptera, Formicidae. The record is from RefSeq and is a predicted model, not a curated record.